AUGACAAAAAUUGUUGAAUUAUGUCCUAAUAAAAAUUUGAUAAAUUUAAAAUUUGAAAAAUAUCAGUUUUGUAGCGAUGAAAUUUCGAUAGAUACUGAAAUAUGUUUAAAAACAGACGUAUAUAGGUUAGAAUUAACAACAAAUCGAGAUUCCUUCUUAGAAACUCGAUUAUUCGCAUUUCAUAAUCAUUUAUUCAAAAAUCCAUAUGAUACAUCAUCCUGGUAUAUAGAUGAAAAUGGAAUUGUAUGGCGAUUUAAAAAAGAUGGUAAUUUAGAACAAAUAUAUGAAAUUAAUAACUUAAAUAAAAAUGUGCAAAAUCGUUUGUAUAAUCCAUCAAUUGGAUUUACUGAUAAUAAUAUUAUUGUAAUUUCUGAUGGUGGAGAUUGUUUGAAAUUAUUAAUAACAAAUGCCCAAGAAAAUAUUAAAUCUUUCACAUUAAACAAUGCGGAACCUGGAAUAAUAUUAGAUAUAAGAUAUAUAGAUACUACAAAUACUAUUAUGAUUGCUAUGUGUGAUAUUAGAAGUACAGGUGAAAAAAAAUUUUCAAGGCUUUUAUUAUUAACAUAUGCUUGGAAAAAUGCAGGAAAUAUAGAUGAAUUCUUUGAGCUUAUUAAUAAAGAAACUUUAAAAGUAAAUGGUGCUAUUGAAUAUGUAUAUAUAGAAAACUCUGGUAAAUACUUACAUUCCAUUUGUCAAGAUUAUAUAACAUUUGAUUCCCCAAAGAUAAAAAAAUCUAUUGAUAAUGAAAAAGAUACAAAGAAAAUUGAGAAAUUAAAAAUUCCAAGAUAUUAUUGGUCUCAAGAUGAGGAUUCAAUAACAGUUUGGCUUAAAAUAGACAAUCAAUAUCGAGAUAAAAUUAAAGUAAAUGUAACAUCACUAGAACUAUCAGUAACAGUAAAUAAUAAUGUACUAAUAGAAGGACAAUGUCAAUACAGAUUAGAUGAAGAUUUAACGACAUGGAAAUAUGAACAAGAUACAUUUAAACUUGAAUUAUAUAAACAUGAAAAUGGUUUAAUGUGGAAUGAAUUAAUUAAAGGUGAUACUGGUGGAGAAUGUUUACCUAAUGAAACUUUGGCUACUGAAAUUCAUUCUAAGUUAGCACAUUUGUGUACAAAUCAAAUUGAUAAUAAACAAGGACAACCUUGUCUAGGAUUUAAUGCUGAACAACUUGAGGAAUGUGAUCUUGAAGGAAAAGAUAAUCUCUUAUUGAGAGUUGAUCUUGCUGAACAAACAAAUACUCAUUUAGCUAUGCUUGGAACAAGCAAUCAUGUAUUGUAUACAUAUAAAACAAAAAAUGGACAAGCAAUUUGUCUAAGACAUAAUAAUGAUGGUUUUUUAUGGAUUACUGAUCAAGUAAAUGAUAAUAAAUGGAAUAUCAAACAUUAUUAUACUUUUCCUGGUUUUGGUUAUGUUGAAGCAAGUAAAAGUAAUAAAAAAUUUUGUGUUUCUCCUGCUGAUGGUUCAUAUGUAGCUAUUCUUGAGCACACAAGAUAUAUAUUUCUUUAUAAAAGGCCUGAAUUAAAUGUUCAAAUUGGAAAACAAUGGAUUAUAGAUUUAGAUAAUGAAACCUAUCCUAUUAUGGGAGCAGUCGCCACAAAUAAAUAUUUAAUUAUUCUUACUAAAAACAAAUUAUAUCGAUUAAAUAUUUGUUUUUAAGAUAUCGAUUAAUUACACUCAUUUAUCGUCGCAUACAAAUAUUUUGUAUGAAUAUAAUUACAAUUAUUUAUAAUUUAAUAUAAUUAUAAUUACAAUAUAAUUACAUCUAUUAAUUACUAUUGUACAAUAAUAUAUAUUAUUUGCAAACAUAAAGA
This is a messenger RNA of Apis mellifera (honey bee), 1811 nucleotides long. RefSeq names its product nudC domain-containing protein 1. Bases 1 to 1656 code for a protein of 551 amino acids. Lineage: Eukaryota; Metazoa; Arthropoda; Insecta; Hymenoptera; Apidae. The transcript has 4 exons. The record is from RefSeq and is a predicted model, not a curated record.